GGAAAACUUUGGAGAAAUUUAUUUGCAUUAUACCCGAAGUAUUUUAACCACCCAUGACUGACCCAACCUCCAUUAAGGAACAGAUCCUGGAGAUGACCGCCGAGCAUGUGGAGCAGCUCCAUUCCAUAUUGUCCCUCACAUUCGAUCCGAAGCAAUGCGAGGACACUCUACACAAACUCAAGGAGCAUGCGGACAAUUUCUAUACGGAUGUGCUGAUAGAGUCGCGGGAGAAAGAAGCAGCCAUUCUCGAUGAGAUAGCCGCACUCCGAGACGAGGCCAGCGACCUCGCCAAACUACUCCAUGAGCCUGUGGACAAUAGCCAGAGGCCCGACGAUAUGCCGCUGAUGAUGUGGCAGCUGAAGCUGAAUAAGAGCAUUGAACAUCUGCGCGAGAAGGUUUCGAAACGUCGGGCGGAGAUUGGAGAGGUGCUGCUCCAACAAGGGGAGCUCCGCGAAGAGCUGGGCGCCUUGCCGCGGCCUCUGGUGGCGGACAAGUUGCCCCUUCCCGAGGAGAUCGACGGCUUUCGCGACCAUCUCGACAAUCUGCGAUAUCAGCGGACUCUACGCCAGAAGGAGCUCCACCAGCUGCGGCAGGCGAUCAAGCAGGACAUGAAGAUGCUCGAGCUGAUGCCCCAGACCGAUGAACAGGACCUGCUGAACGAUAUGAACCACAACGAUCUAGCCCCAGAGACGUUAGACCGGCUCCGCCAGAUGCGCAACACCUAUGCCGAGCAGGUCCAAGAGCUGCGCUCCAAAAUCAAUGACACGCGCGGGAAGAUCUACGUGCUGUGGGAUCGCCUCCAGGAGACAGACGGGAGCGCCAUGGAACGAGUGCGUGAUUGCACUGACUAUUCGCAGCGCACCUUCGACAUCCUCCACUUGGAGCUUCAGCGCUGCCAGGCGCUGCGCAGUCAGAACCUCAAGACGUUCAUCGAGCAGCUGCGUGUCGAGAUAAGCGAGUGUUGGGAUCUAACGCUCAAGAGCCCGCUGGAGCGCAAGCGUUUCGCCAGUUUCUACAUCAACGAUUACAACGAAGACCUAUUGGAGCUGCACGAACUGGAGCUGGACGAUCUGAAGAGCUUCUACAAGUGCAACAAGGUGAUCUUCGAAUUGUACGGGACCCGUGGGGAACUCUGGUCACGCAUGCAGGCCCUGGUGGCAAAGGCCAAUGAACCAAAACGUUUCAACAAUCGGGGCGGCCAGCUACUCAAGGAGGAAAAGGAACGCAAGGCAAUCACCUCGAAACUGCCCAAGAUUGAGCAUCAGAUCACCGAACUGGUGCGGGAGUAUGAGGUGCAAUCGCAUCGACCGUUUCUUGUGUACGGCGAGAACAUACUGGAGCUGAUGGCCGGGGGCGAAUGGGAGCGCUGUCCCCAGACCAAGCAGCAAAACCCGGCACUCAAGAAGGUCGGCAUCCCGUCUACCACAAUGACGGGCAACAACAUAAGUGACAAAAUGAUGAUGCCACCGCCGACUGCCGGUUCAAAGGGCCCAUGCACGCCACUUACUUUGAGAAACAUGUCCUCAAUAUCUAAAAUCCCGUUACCAAAGACACCAACAAUCCAAUCGAUCCCGCCCAAUAUGGCCAAGAGCGGUGGAAAGGUCACACGCUUGAAGAAGAAGCCAGUCACCAAAUCAACAGAUACAAGAUCUCCCAGCGAUGCAGAUGAAAAUGAACCUGAAAACGGGAUGUCCUAUAAGGAAUUUACGCCCAAGAGUCGAUCCACAAUGAUUGCAGUCGGUGGGGCUCUACGUCAGCGAAAUCGUUUAGCUCUGCCACGGAAUCGUCAAGUCCUCACAAACCACAAUUCGAUGGCGUUAGUCGCCAACUCCAACACACCUUCGAAGCCGUCAGCCGAUGCUAAGCCGGAGAAGCCUCGCUUUGGCAGUAAACUGAAACUGCCAUCGCCACGCCAAAGUCGCAUGUGGCCGCAUCCACGAUGAGAUUAUCCAUUGAAUUAAUUCUCCUUAGCCUUGACUGGAAUCGAAUCAUUACCUCUUUCAUUUAUUUUGAAAGUUAUUAUUAAAAAUAAAAUUAUCUUCAAGAAGGACAAACGAA
Drosophila persimilis is the source of this 2058-nucleotide messenger RNA. RefSeq names its product protein regulator of cytokinesis 1-like. The record is from RefSeq and is a predicted model, not a curated record. Lineage: Eukaryota; Metazoa; Arthropoda; Insecta; Diptera; Drosophilidae. The transcript has a single exon. Gene Ontology annotation, cellular component: cytoplasm; mitotic spindle midzone; spindle. Gene Ontology annotation, molecular function: microtubule binding. Bases 54 to 1943 code for a protein of 629 amino acids. Gene Ontology annotation, biological process: mitotic spindle midzone assembly; microtubule cytoskeleton organization.